AUGCCUAGUCCUAGGUGUGGUAGGAGGGCUAAUCGCCUAAACAAGAUCUACAGUUGCCUGCGCCUCUAUUUCAAAGAGGGCGGCACGGCCACGCUGGCGGAGCGCGUGCGGUGGUCACUGGACCUCGCCCGCGCGAUCCAGUACCUGCAUGACCACAACGUGCGGCAGGUCGACAUCGGCGGGCGCAACAUCCUGCUCGACGCGGAGCGGAACAUCCGGCUGUGCGACUUUGCCGGGUCGGCGAUCGACGACACGCCGCCGACCAUCGUGGCCCAGGACGGGUUCCGCCACCCGGACGACGACGAGGCGACGGCCGGGACGCUCCGGGCGGAGCUGCACGCGCUCGGGUCGGCCAUCUUCGAGAUCAUGACGUCGACGUGUCCGCACUGGCGCGAGGAGGCCGAGCCGAUGGGCAGGGCGCUCGAUUUGAUGCGCGAGGGCGUGUACCCGGAUGUCGGGGGCGUGGUGCUGGGGCGUGUGAUCGCGGCGUGCUGGAGGGGGGAAUACGCCUCCGCGCAGAAAGUGGCCGACAGCAUUGCGGAGGAGCAGGAGAGGUCUUGCCUCGGCGACGGUGCCGAGUAG
Molecule: messenger RNA, 582 nt
Organism: Thermothielavioides terrestris NRRL 8126
Lineage: Eukaryota; Fungi; Ascomycota; Sordariomycetes; Sordariales; Chaetomiaceae
Exons: 4
Coding region: 1-582 (193 amino acids)
Biological process (GO): protein phosphorylation
Molecular function (GO): ATP binding; protein kinase activity
Source: RefSeq, a predicted model, not a curated record